Messenger RNA from Penicillium diatomitis, 915 nucleotides. RefSeq lists its product as uncharacterized. The record is from RefSeq and is a predicted model, not a curated record. NCBI's taxonomy places the organism in Eukaryota, Fungi, Ascomycota, Eurotiomycetes, Eurotiales, Aspergillaceae. Gene Ontology annotation, biological process: mitochondrial L-ornithine transmembrane transport. The coding region runs from base 1 to 915 and encodes 304 amino acids. The transcript has 5 exons. Gene Ontology annotation, molecular function: L-ornithine transmembrane transporter activity.
AUGGAGUCUGAAGCAUUCGAUGACCUGGAGAAGAGCACCGACCCUCUCCGGACGGUCAAGGAUUUGGCCGCAGGUGCGGCUGGUGGAAUCGCCCAGGUGCUGCUGGGUCAACCCUUUGAUAUUGUGAAAGUCCGACUGCAGACCACCUCGCAUUACAAGGGCGCGUUGGACUGCGCAACUCAGAUUUUCAAAAAAGAGGGCCCCGCAGCCUUUUACAAGGGCACCUUAACUCCCCUCAUUGGAAUUGGUGCUUGCGUCAGUGUACAAUUCGGUGCUUUCCAUCAGGCGCGCCGGACGCUGGAAGAGCUGAACAAGAAGAAAUAUGCCGAUAGCACCCUGUCUUAUGGCCAGUACUGGCUGGCCGGCUCUUUCGCCGGCGUGACUAAUUCCGUUCUCUCGGGUCCGAUUGAACAUGUGCGUAUUCGUCUACAGGCCCAGCCUCACGGUGCAGGUCGUCUGUACUCUGGUCCCAUCGACUGUGUGAAGAAGCUGGCCGCCCAAGGUGGUGCUGUGCGCGCCUUGUACCGCGGCCAGGCUGUCACUAUUAUGCGUGAAGCGACAGCCUACGGUACCUGGUUUAUGGCCUUUGAGUACAUGAUGAACAUGGAUGCCAAGCGUAACAAUGUGAAGCGCGAGGACAUUUCGGCUGUCAAGGUGGCUACAUAUGGUGGCCUCGCUGGCGAGGCCCUUUGGCUCGCCAGUUACCCAUUCGAUGUUGUGAAGAGCAAGAUGCAGACAGACGGAUUCGGUGCCAGCCAGCAAUACGCCAGUAUGCGCGAUUGCUUCAAGAAGACAUAUGCCCUCGAGGGCUUUGGUGGGUUCUGGAAGGGUAUUGGACCUACCCUGCUGAGAGCCAUGCCCGUCUCUGCAGGUACCUUUGUUGUUGUCGAGCUUGCCAUGAAGGCUUUGGGUUGA